UUUAGAAUCUUCUGUCACUUGUCGGCGUCGCUGUCAGUUUAUCUAUCAGAGUGUAAAUUAUUGUAUGUUGGAGGUAUAGUUAGGUUGAACAAAUUUAUGAUUUUAUUCUUUGUUGAUUGUUAUGCAUUUCUUAGUUCUAUUGUUAUUAAAUUUUAAUUGAGCCCUGUUGACAACCCUAUAAAUUCUUACGUUUAUUUUAAUCUUUCGUAUAGAAGGUAUCAAAGACAAGUGAAAAAUCAAAUAAAUGUCAGUGAACUCUGUUUUGUAAAAUAUCAAGUGCUGCUCAUCAGCAUAGCCGGCUUAACUUCUUUGUCAGACCGAUAAUAAGUUUUCAUUAUUUUGGUGUUAGCAUUUUAAUCAAGAAAAAUGUGUGGAGGUUUCACCUGUUCAAAGAAUGCAUUAACAGCACUUAAUGUUUUAUACAUAGCAGUGGGUUUCAUCCUGAUUCUGGCAGCAGUCUACGGUCGAGCGUCAGCACAAGUAACCAACCUUCCGAUAGUCAGUGGCAUCCUGGGCUGCGGUGUGUUCCUCAUCCUCGUAUCAAUCUUGGGACUGUUUGGAGCAGUGAAGCACAACCAAGUCAUGCUCUUCUUCUACAUGAUCAUCCUGUUCCUCAUAUUCCUGGUACAGUUCAGUGUGGCUUGUGCCUGCCUUGCCGUGGACAAGCAAGAGCAGGAGCAGCUGGCCGAAGAGGGUUGGCGCACCGUCAGCAUGGACCUGAAGAAAGAGGUGCAGAAGGAUUUCAACUGCUGUGGUUUUGAUGACAAGAUCCACAACGCGACUGAUCCCAUGGGACAUCCCGAGUGUGAGCAUGUGAGUGCAUGCUGUUCUCUCUCGGACUGCCGGUGCCUGCCGUGCAUGAAACAACUUCAGUCAGCCAUCGACUACGGAUUCAAGCUGUGUGGAGGCGUCGGACUGUUCUUCAGCUUCACUGAGUUUGUUGGAGUGUGGUUGACCAUUCGCUAUCGCAACCAGAAGGACCCUCGGGCCAAUCCGAGUGCUUUCCUUUAACCAUUAAAUGACUUUGAGAGAAUAUCAGGUUUUCCAAGCACAACCGAUGCCACGUCAGCUUGAUUCUCUCCACUUCUCUAGUCAUCAGAUCUCACUCGUCCUUCACAGAGCAACGCUUCCCUUCGCUUCGUCACGUGUUUGUAAAGUCAACAACAAACAAGAAUACAUUCAUUUUAGUUUCUCAAAAGUGUAAACUGCUAUAUUCGUAGUUAGCUUUUUAGUGUUAGUGUUUUGUGUUUAUUUUGUAUUGAAUUUAUGUUACAAAGUGUAAUGAAUAAGACUAUAAAUCAGAUUUAUUGUAAUGCUAGUCAUAUAUUUUGAUGUACAAUAACUAAUAUACUAGUCACUGAUGUAAUUUAUUAUGUGUAUAAGUUGUAAAUGUAGUCGACUGUGUCAAUGUGCAAUAAAUGAUGUCAUAUUUUA
Messenger RNA from Homalodisca vitripennis (glassy-winged sharpshooter), 1434 nucleotides. RefSeq names its product tetraspanin-13 (gene Tsp97E). Bases 367 to 1011 code for a protein of 214 amino acids. Gene Ontology annotation, cellular component: membrane. Lineage: Eukaryota; Metazoa; Arthropoda; Insecta; Hemiptera; Cicadellidae. The transcript is spliced from 7 exons. The record is from RefSeq and is a predicted model, not a curated record.